Molecule: messenger RNA, 624 nt
Organism: Microthlaspi erraticum
Lineage: Eukaryota; Viridiplantae; Streptophyta; Magnoliopsida; Brassicales; Brassicaceae
Source: the annotation of a GenBank genome assembly
AUGGGUUUGAUCAAAAGGUUUGAUGUUUACUUGAUGAUUGUGACGUUGAUGGGUUUGGGGUUUACGAUAGGGUUAUCAAAUGGUUACAAGUUCUAUGUUGGUGGGAAAGAUGGUUGGGUCCCUACUCCUUCCGAGGAUUAUACUCAUUGGUCUCACCGAAACCGGUUUCAAAUCAACGACACUCUUUAUUUCAAGUACGCGAAGGGAAAAGAUUCGGUGUUGGAGGUGAGUGAAGAAGAGUACAACACAUGCAACACGACUCACCCCAUAACUUCCCUCUCAGACGGAGACUCUCUCUUUGUUCUUGACCGCUCAGGUCCGUUCUUUUUCGUCAGCGGCAACUCGGAAAACUGUCACAAAGGCCAGAAGCUAGGCGUCAAGGUCAUGUCCGCCGUCCACCACCACAGCCCUCGUCAGCCAUCUCCCUCUCCGUCACCUUCGAUGUCUCCGGUCCAUCAGGUUUUGUCGUCUCCGGCGCCUUCUCCGGGAGUGGUUCCUUCUGAUUCAGCAGCUCUUGCUCCGGCUCCAGGGCCCGUGUCAGCUCGCAAUUCGGCUGGUUUGGUUGGUCCGGGAGUGGUUUCUCUAUGCUUGGUUCUUGUGGUUAUCAUAAGUCUCAUUGUUUAG